Molecule: messenger RNA, 1002 nt
Organism: Sus scrofa (pig)
Lineage: Eukaryota; Metazoa; Chordata; Mammalia; Artiodactyla; Suidae
Gene: MRPS34
Product: mitochondrial ribosomal protein S34
Cellular component (GO): mitochondrion
Molecular function (GO): structural constituent of ribosome
Source: RefSeq, marked validated
GAAGCUCCAGCGGCCAUGGCGCGGAAGAAGGUGCGGCCGCGGCUGAUCGCCGAGCUGGCCCGCCGCGUGAGGGCCCUGCGCGAGCAGCGGGAACGGCCGCGCGAUUCGCAGCGCUACGCCCUGGACUACGAGACGAUGAUGCGGCCGCACUCAGGCAACCGGCUGCCGAUGCGAGCCUGGGCCGACGUGCGCCACGAGAGCCGCCUCCUGCAGUUGCUCAACCGCCUGCCGCUCUUCGGCUUGGGCCGCCUCGUCACGCGCAAGUCCUGGCUCUGGCAGCACGACGAGCCAUGCUACUGGCGCCUCACGCGGGUCCGGCCCGACUACGCAGCGGAGAACUUGGACCACGGGAAGGCCUGGGGCAUCCUGACUUUCAAAGGGAAGACGGAGAGUGAGGCUCGAGAGAUAGAACAGGUCAUGUACCACGACUGGCGGCUGGUGCCCAAGCACGAGGAGGAGGCCUUCACGGCUUUCACGCUGGUGCCGGAGGACACCCCGCUCUCUGUGCCCUACCCGCCGCUCCUGCGGGCUAUGAUUCUAGCACAGCGACAGAAGUACGGAGACACCAGCACGGAGGAGCCAAUGCUGAAUCUGGAGAGGGCCCGCAUUGAUCCCUGGGACUAUCCUGCGAAACUGGAAGCGAAGACAAAGACCAAAGGCGCUGCCGUGUGAAAUGCCAGAAGCCGCGGGCAGCUGGAGGCAGGGUGUGAGGCUAUCUGACCUUCAGAUCCAACAUUGCGAUUCAGUGUUUGGGUGGGAAAAGGUGCGGCCAGAUCCCGCACCUAGUGUCUUUCCUCUGUCCCUGCUGCCCCAACGCCUAGGUCUCAGUGAGGGAGCCUCACAGGAGGUGGCUGCUGGGGGGAAGCUGGAAGCAGCAGGGCUAGCUGGGGUAGAGCCCCCUUGCUGGCACCUUUCACUUCCAGGUGGGCGCCCCUCCGCAUCACCUGUUGCCUCUGCCAGGACCCAGGCAGCAACCCAACGCAAAUAAAAGCACAUCUAGUA